AGCACAGCUGUGUAGCUCCCCAGUUAGGAAGAUGUUUUCAGACGGAUCAUUGAAGAAAACCUAAUGAUGAUCAGAAGUGUAACAGGGGUAAAGCACCGCUCAGAUCCAGGAGCUCCGGUUCAGCCAAAGGACGAUGAUUCCCGUGACCGAGUUUCGCCAGUUCUCGGAGCAGCAGCCAGCAUUCAGGGUGCUGAAACCCUGGUGGGAUGUGUUCACGGACUAUCUCUCCGUUGCCAUGCUGAUGAUCGGUGUGUUUGGGUGCACGUUACAGGUCAUGCAAGACAAGAUAAUAUGCCUUCCGAAGCGCGUACAGCCUUGCCAGAACCAAUCUAAUAGUUCAAAUGUGUUUAACACAAUCCCAGAUACAACCCCCCUUCCUCCACCCAAGCCAUCCACCCCUCCAGCUACAGUUGAAAUGAAAGGACUGAAGACUGAUUUGGACCUUCAGCAGUACAGCUUUAUAAAUCAGGUGUGCUAUGAACGUGCUCUGCACUGGUAUGCCAAGUAUUUCCCUUAUCUCGUCCUUAUACACACACUGGUCUUCAUGCUGUGUAGUAACUUUUGGUUCAAAUUCCCUGGAUCGAGCUCCAAAAUUGAACACUUCAUUUCAAUACUUGGGAAAUGUUUCGAUUCUCCCUGGACAACAAGAGCCUUAUCCGAAGUGUCAGGGGAAGACUCUGAAGAGAAAGAUAACAGGAAGAACAACAUAAGCAAGUCUAAUACUAUCCAGCCAAGCACUGAAGGCACUUUGGUCAAGACACAGUCUUUAAAAUCAAUCCCUGAGAAGUUAGUUGUGGAUAAGGGAACACCUGGGGCAUUAGAUAAGAAAGAAGGUGAACAGGCCAAAGCACUGUUUGAAAAGGUGAAGAAAUUUAGACUGCAUGUUGAGGAGGGUGAUAUACUCUAUGUCAUGUACGUUCGCCAGACUGUCCUUAAGGUAAUUAAAUUCCUUAUUAUUAUUGCUUACAAUACAGCACUUGUCUCAGAAGUUAAUUUUACAGUAGUCUGUAACGUUGAUAUUGAAGACAUGACAGGAUAUAAGAAUUUUUGCUGUAAUCACACGAUGGCACAUCUGUUCUCUAAACUUUCUUACUGCUACCUGUGCUUUGUAAGCAUCUAUGGCCUCACAUGCCUUUAUACCCUAUACUGGUUGUUCUACCGUUCACUGAAAGAAUAUUCUUUUGAAUAUGUUCGGCAAGAGACAGGAAUUGAUGAUAUCCCAGAUGUCAAGAAUGACUUUGCUUUUAUGCUUCAUAUGAUCGAUCAGUAUGAUCCUCUCUAUUCCAAGCGGUUUGCUGUCUUCCUGUCCGAAGUCAGUGAAAAUAAGCUGAAACAGCUGAACCUAAACAAUGAGUGGACUGCAGAUAAACUGCGACAGAGGCUACAGACGAACUCCCAUAGCCAUUUGGAGCUACAGCUUUUCAUGCUCUCUGGACUACCAGACACAGUUUUUGAAAUUACUGAGCUGCAGUCAUUAAAACUUGAGAUAAUUAAUAACGUAAUGAUACCAGCAACCAUUGCACAGUUGGACAAUCUCCAGGAGCUCUCGUUGCACCAGUGCUCUGUGAAGAUCCACAGUGCCGCCUUGGCAUUUCUGAAGGAGAACCUCAAGAUCUUGAGCGUCAAGUUUGAUGAUAUCAGAGAACUUCCACACUGGAUGUAUGGCCUCAGAAAUUUGGAAGAGCUCUAUUUAAUUGGCUCUCUAAGUCACGAUAUUUCCAAGAACAUUACACUGGAGUCUUUUCGGGAGCUUAAAAGCCUUAAAGUUCUUUACAUAAAAAGUAAUUUGUCCAAAAUCCCACAAUCUGCAGUCGAUGUUUCUAGUCACCUGCAAAAAUUGUGCAUCCAUAAUGAUGGCACUAAGUUAGUGAUGCUCAACAACCUGAAGAAGAUGGUCAACCUGACACAGCUGGAAUUGGUUCAUUGUGAUUUAGAGCGUAUACCGCAUGCAGUCUUCAGCCUUCUUAGUCUUCAGGAAUUGGAUCUAAAGGAAAACAACCUCAAAUCCAUUGAAGAAAUAGUAAGUUUUCAACAUCUGCGAAAACUGACAAUCCUAAAGCUGUGGUACAACAGUAUAACGUACAUCCCAGAGCAUAUAAAGAAACUCACUAGUCUCGAGCGGCUUUCCUUCAGCCAUAACAAAAUAGAGGUUCUUCCAUCCCACCUAUUCCUAUGCAACAAAAUCAGAUAUUUGGAUUUGUCUUAUAAUGACAUUCGCUUUAUCCCACCUGAAAUAGGAGUUCUGCAGAGUUUACAGUACUUUUCCAUUACUUGCAACAAAGUGGAGAGCGUGCCAGAUGAACUAUACUUUUGCAAAAAACUUAAGACUCUAAAAAUUGGGAAAAAUAACUUGUCAGUCCUCUCACCUAAAAUUGGUAAUUUGGUAUUCCUCUCCUACUUGGAUAUUAAAGGCAAUCACUUUGAAAUCCUCCCACCUGAGCUCGGUGAAUGUAGAGCUCUGAAGCGGACUGGUUUCACUGUAGAGGACACCUUGUUUGAAACGUUGCCUUCUGAUGUCAGGGAACAAAUGAAAGCUGAAUAACUAACUUCCUCUCGCUCAGUUUUACAGAAAUAAUGCUUCUACCAAAUACACUGUAGAAAGUGCAUACUCCGAAUAUGCAUUUAGUUUGUCAUUAUUUUUUUUCUUUUUCAAACAAAUCCUUUCUGUACAAACAAAUUUGGAGUAAGGAGUACAUAUAUUUUUAAAUAAAAUUUUCUCGUAUUUUUUCACUGUUUUAAGAUAUUUUUUAAGUUUGUUUUGCCCUGAGAACAAGGGUGUCUGUAACUUAAUUUUUACUGGUGAAAGUAAAUGGUUUUAUCUGCUGAUUUUUUUUUCCCUUUGCCUAAUCCCAACAGGGGAACUGUGUUUAAGAUGUAUGCUUUGGGUUGCAUAAUUUGUAAUAGAUGAUUAUAUUGUCUUCCUGGUUUAUCGUUAAUCCCUUAGGACAUGGUCUUCAAUGGGUGGUGCUGCACGUGUUGAAUGCCUUGUUUCCUCUUCAGUGGCAGGAGAAGGUGUUCAACAUCCAACAAGAUCAGAUCUGGGUUGACCAUCCUUUUUUGUUUAUGACAUGGUUUUCUCAGAUGGUCAAAGCAAGUAGAAAACGUUCUCUAUGUAUUUUAAUGGGUCAGAGGGAGCAUGCAGAACUCCUUCAGGGCCUUUUGGCAAGUUCAGUCUAGCUGUCCAUUCACACACUGCGCCGAGUAGGAGGCACUGACUGCGAUUUCCUCUCUGGUGCGGGAAGAGUAAGGUCAGUUCACAGAGGAGUCAGGACCAAAGCGACUCACGUUGAAGAUUUUCCAAACAGUGCAAAGGGAUGCGGCUGCCCAUUUCCUGCUAACUUGAACGGAGGGGGUGCAAUGAACUCACUGCGUUGGAAACAUCAACCCAGCGAGAUGAAACACUCUCUAGAAAAAUCCCCAUCAUCCACUAAACACCCCGUCCUGCAAGGGAGAAAGUGCCCUCUGCCCCCCUCAGUUCACUUCCCCAUUGCGACGCUUGGCACCUUGAGGGAAUGGGAUCCAGAAAAAGUGCAAUCAUGUUUAGUUUGUAAAGCUUCUGACAAGGAAAUAGCAUCUAAUACACUCCUUAAUUGAGCUUGGGUAUCAUAUAACCAAGCUCAGCACAGGAACAUUUGCAGAUUUGCAAAAAUGAGAUUAAAUGACUACAUUAACUUCUCAAAAGUCUCAGCCUACCAGAGGAUGGUGAUGAAGGCUAUGUUUUCAUCUCCCAGAUAGUAAUUAAAUCAGAAUUCAUACAGUUGGAAGUCUGCUUUUUAAAAUAAUGUAAUAAUCCGUAGUGAUUAUGCAUCAGGUUGGGAACUUUAUCCUCUGAAGCCAUGUUCAGUUGUUUAUUUAAUCCAGCCAUUUGCUUUCUUUUAGGCAAGUUUGGCAGGUAUAUGAUAACUCACGUGCGGCUCACAAGCUAAUUUAAGCUAAUAAAAAAUAACCGUAUGAUACUAAAAUAUUUUGCUGGGAGGACAUCUCUUCAUCCUAUCCAGCAACACAUAUUUGAGUCAGAUGCAGGCACUGGAUAAAGGCUUCGCAAGAAUAGCUAGAAAUAAGUACUUCUUUCUCUAGGAGGCAACACUGUUCUUAAAUUGCAGAGGUUGAGUUGCUAAUUGUUUAAAGUUAUGUAAAAUAAUUGUUUGAUGAUUGUCAGGUUGGUUGCUCUUAAAUGUUUUCUGCCUGUUGAGUGUCUUGAGCUACAGUUAAUCUGAGUUCUUGAGCUUGGUACAAAAGCAUACUGUUGUUUUAAGAGUCUGACUUACAAAGGUGGGGAGGCGAACUAAAAUGAGAAUUUCCUCAUUAAUCCGGGGUGUGCUAUGCAAUCUGGUAUGUGGGCUUGCCACAGUACCAAGUCAGACUUAUUUUUUGCGCUUGGCUAUGUUCUGGAGAAGAUCCAUGUGAUUAAUCAAAAAUGGGUCAGGCAUGAAGGAAUCAAAGCAAGCUUUUUUGAAGGGGUUUGAUUUAGUUCUGUUAAAGACCUCUAACUGAUGUAGCUAUUGCAAGAGCUACUCUUAACUCGUGUAUGGAAUGCACUUAUUGGAACAGCUUGGCAGUAUAUAUAUUCUAAAUGUAUUUCACUUUGAUGUAAUGUGAGGGAGAGAAAUGUUUCAUUGCUCAUAUUAGCCUAAUUAUGUAAACCAAAGUGCUGUUGUCCCUGAUGAAUGUAAACUGUUUAAAAUGUCCAAGUAAUCCGUGGAGCUGUAUAGUUCUCUUACUUAGAUUUGAAAUAUGGGAUUACAUUUGAAGUUUUUUAAAAAAAUCUUUAUAUACCUAGAUGUAGCAUUUUAAAUCCCUAAUUUAUUUUGUGUCUAAUGUUGUUUCAUGUGUAGGUUGUGGUCUAUUUUCUGAAUGGAAGUUGUGCACACCUCAUAACUGAAGGUUGGAGACUUGUUCUAUGCCAUUUUUGUAAAUACGUCACUUAGGGGAUGUUGGGGUUUUGUUUGUUACUGAUUAUGCUUAUACCAGUGCAACCCCUCAUGUGGACACAGUUACAUGAGUAUGAAGUGCCUUGUGCUGGCAUAUCUUUAUUCACUUUGAUAGGAAUAAACUAUACCGGUCUAAGCACUUUUGCACUAAUAACUGUAUCUUCUCCAAGGGUUUGGUCUGCUGAGACAGCUUAGUCAAUCUAAGAGCUCACUGCCACCAAAAAGGGGCAGUUUGCUCCUCCUCAUAUGCUCCCUGUUCCUGCCAACAUGUUCCAGCUGUUUCUCUUGUACCUUUACUGGUCUGGUGCUGGUCUGAUCCCUUCACAGGACAAAUCAACUUUUUAAGCCAGCAGAAAACUAAGCCAGUUGAAAAAAGGGACUAAUUUUCUGGUGGAUCAGCUCUCCAAAGGAUCAGAUGGACACUAGGGUGGGAGUAGCAAGGAGGCAGGACUCUGCAGCCAGGGUCUGGGCAAGGACAGGGUGGGACAAGUCACUCUGAAGGUGCUGAGCUGCUAGGUCAGUUCAUCACCUUGCUGAGCCACGUGCUUGGAGAGCUGUGCUGUUUUAUCUGUAGCAGAGUUAGGCAGCAUGGCUUUUGUGGGUGGACAACCCUCAGACUCGCAGUGAACGAAAUAUCACAUUACUCUUUGCUUAAACUUAAUGAAACAAACUCAGGUAGCUGCACUGUUGACUUUUCUAAACUUCUUACUGUCUGGUCUGUGGGGUGUAUUUUCCAAAACCAUAUUACAGUAUUUUAGAAAUGCGUCAGCUAAGAGAAGAUUGUUUCCUAAUUCUGUAUGACAUCCAGGAAAAUAUGUAAAAGUGCCAUAUUUACUCAGUGAUUCAUGUACUGCUCAUAUGUAUAUUCACAUGCAAUGCAUACUAGACUUUUCUGUGACCUAUAGUAUUUGACUUAGAAUGGAUGGACAUUUUGUGGAAAUACUUUAGGCAUGGUUUGUAUAUAUAUAUACACAAAGAGUUUAUAUAACUACUUACAUUAAUCAGGUGCCUAACAAGUACGACAAUUCCAGAAUAUAAGCAAGGCAUUUUACAUUACUGCUCAAAAAUAAUACAAAUCUUCCUUGGUAACGGAAGCAGAGAUGACAAAGAGUGCAUAAAAAAUAAGAAGACAGCCUUAAUAGUACAUGAAGCCUGAAAAGCAAAUCUACUUUGUGGUCAAAAUCUGGAGAUGUGCAUCUCCCCUUUUGUCAAAAUUAGGAUGGAUGUUUGUGCUGACCUCUUGCAUCUAACCAGCUAACAACUUUUGCAAAUUCUGAUUGGAAAGCACCUGCUCCAAGUCUCAUAUCACAUUUCUGGCACUUCCAAUAAUUCGUGUGCUUAAGUGAUGACGAGCCCUGUAAGAAUGCCAAGGAAAAACUUUGAAAUUUGACCAAAUGGACAAACUUCUUAAUUCUGUAGCAAGAAUCUUAAUAUGAUAAUAGACCUGCGUAGUGUUCCGUUGCAAUAUAGUACACCCAGAAAAAAUGGAAAUAAAAUCCUCUUUUGUAAUAAUGAA
Molecule: messenger RNA, 6447 nt
Organism: Harpia harpyja (harpy eagle)
Lineage: Eukaryota; Metazoa; Chordata; Aves; Accipitriformes; Accipitridae
Gene: LRRC8C
Product: leucine rich repeat containing 8 VRAC subunit C
Exons: 3
Coding region: 134-2542 (802 amino acids)
Molecular function (GO): protein binding
Source: RefSeq, a predicted model, not a curated record